GGAUCGCGAAAGGCAGAAGCGAAAGCGCCCGAUUAGCAAACGGACACCGAUCUUGCUUUUGCUCGCCUCUUUCUUAGCGCGGCAAGGAAGCGGCGGCAGCUCCUCGUCCGGCUCCUCCCUCUUCCUCGGAGGACGGAAACGGAUCCUUGGCGGUCCUGUGCCUCCUUCCUUGAGUCUCCCCGGCGCGCGCUCUGGCUGCAGGGGCGCGAUGGCCAAGAGCGCCCAGCAGCGCCUGAUGGACGCCCUGGAGAACUUGCACGACGGCGAGCUGCGCAAGUUCAAGGCGAAGCUGGCCGAGAUCCCGCUGGAGGAAGGCCACGAGCACAUCCCCCGAGGGCGGCUGGAGAAGGCGGACGCGGUGGAUCUGCCCAAUCUGCUGAUCGGCUACUACAGGCAGGAUUACGCCCUGCGCCUCACCGCGCAGGUCUUGGAAGAGAUCCACUGCAAGGACCAGGCGCAGAAGCUCCGCGGAGGCGAAGGCGGCGAGAAGGCCGCUUGCUGUAAUCCUCAGAUCCCUGUGCCUUCCACCAGUGCCACCUCCGGAAGAAAUGAGACACAGCCUCCAGCCCCACCGGAGCAGCAUUUCAUUGAGCGGCACCGGGAGGCCCUGAUCCAGAGGACGGCCACCGUGGAGGGGAUCCUGGACGUGCUGCAUGGCGAUGUCCUGGAUGAUGAGCAGUACCAAAAGAUCUACUCCAAAAGCACCAACCAGGAAAAAAUGCGGGAGCUCUACAGGUUGCUGCCCAGCUGGAACCAAGCUUGCAAGGAUAAGCUGUACAAAGCCCUGAAGAUGAGAAACAGGUUCCUCGUUGAAGACCUGGAAGGAUAAAGAGGCAGCCAAGGCGCAACCCCAUCCUGGGGCACAGGAAUUCCAUCUCGGCAUGUCAGGGAACUACCUUGAAGCCAUGUAAUCUCUUCUUCCAGACACUCGUUUUUGUAUGAGCAAGAAAAACAAGGAAAUAUACUCUGUGGAAGGGAAUGCAGGCAGCCACAGUGGGAAGAACCUGGAGGAGGCCGUCACAUUUGACUCAGGGACUCUGGAGUGAGAAGGAACAUGAAUCUGUCCUCUUUGAUAAAGGCCAAUUCUAUUUUCUCUUUGUGUUUAGCCCCCUCGAAGCUUGUAGGAAUCAUGAUUGGCCUCAGUCCAGUAUACCUGACGGAGCGUCUUCACCUCCAUCAUUCUGCCCAGACACUGAGGUCCAGUACCGAGGGCCUUCUGGCGGUUCCCUCUCUGCAAGAAGCCAAGUUACAGGGAACCAGGCAGAGGGCCUUCUCGGUAGUGGCACCCGCCCUGUGGAACGCCCUCCCACCAGAUGUCAAAAAGAAAAAUAACUACCAGACUUUUAGAGGACAUCUGAAGGCAGCCCUGUUUAGGGAAGCUUUUAAUCUUUAAGAAAUUAGUGUAUUUUAAUAUUUCUGUUGGAAGCCGCCCAGAGUGGCUGGGGAAACCCAGCCAGAUGGGCGGGGUAUAAAUAAUAAAUUAUUAUUAUUAUUGUUAUUAGUAGUAGUAGUAAUUUCUAUAUCAUGCUUCAAUUAUCUUAUUAUUACCUUAACUAACAAAUUUCUAUAUUAUACUUCAAUCAUCUAUUUUUCCAUAUUAAUUAUUUAACAACAAUUAGUAUUAUACCAUUAUAUCUGAAUCUUAAUAUUCUACUCUACCUCUACAAAUCUGCCUCUACAGACUCCCUAUACUUCUGAAUCUUAUCUUAAGUACUUCUAAUAUUGCAAUUAUUUCUUAAAUAAAUUUUAAAUUUCUUCCAAUCUGGUUGCAGGUUAUUCUUGCCUUUGCACGGUGUCCUGGUUGGAGCAUAGUGAGUGCUUGGGAAAAUACAUGGUAUGGCUUUGUCUGUAGGAGUCCCCUGGCAAUAGGGAGAUGGAUUUCUGGUGCCUUGAAAGAGUUCGAGUAAACAGGAAACAAAAGAGUAUUUUGUGGGGAAUUUUUUUUGUCUUUUAUUGUUGGCUACUGUUAUCAAUGGCCAGGUAUUUUUCAGAGCGGGAUUAAAGUUGUUUGAGCCUCAUUUAAUGGGCUCCAUUAAACCAGGCCUGGCAAACACCAAAACUGAUGGAAGAUGUGUUGGUUGCCGUUGUUGGUAAUGGAGGGUGGGGAGGAAGCGUAGAGCUAUAAGUCCUGUCCAUAAUGAUCCAAGUAAGUAUAAAGGGACAAAGUUCAACCUGUAUUUUUCAGCGCUGCAAAUCAGCAGUCUGGUUAUUUAUUUUAUUGCUGCUGCCACCUGGUGAACCUGUCAACUUCAAGAGU
This is a messenger RNA of Zootoca vivipara (common lizard), 2257 nucleotides long. RefSeq names its product apoptosis-associated speck-like protein containing a CARD. Gene Ontology annotation, biological process: inflammatory response; innate immune response; regulation of apoptotic process. NCBI's taxonomy places the organism in Eukaryota, Metazoa, Chordata, Lepidosauria, Squamata, Lacertidae. The record is from RefSeq and is a predicted model, not a curated record.